Molecule: messenger RNA, 2677 nt
Organism: Octopus bimaculoides (California two-spot octopus)
Lineage: Eukaryota; Metazoa; Mollusca; Cephalopoda; Octopoda; Octopodidae
Product: cholinephosphotransferase 1
Biological process (GO): phosphatidylethanolamine biosynthetic process
Cellular component (GO): Golgi apparatus; endoplasmic reticulum membrane
Molecular function (GO): ethanolaminephosphotransferase activity; diacylglycerol cholinephosphotransferase activity
Source: RefSeq, a predicted model, not a curated record
CGUAGUGGCAAUGAUGUUGGUGACCAUCUUACCUUUGCGUGCGGAGUGAAGCAAUGAAGGGAGGUAAUGCUGGGUGACUGUAUGUGGAACGCCUGAGUUGUGCCUUGUUUUCGUGGGAAAAAAGACAAAUCGGUCAGAGUUGGAUUGUCGAGGGACGACGACAACGACGACAGGGCGACGACCGUGUUCAAGGGGAGGGCGACGCUUUUAUUUUUUUUUUACCUUCGAUUAUACUUAAGUUGAUGUAGACACGUCUCUGUCAUUCAGCUUAUCUUUAUCACUAUCUUCGUAUUUUUUUUUCCUUCCUCAAUUGAUGACUUGUCUGAAAAUAUCUCGAGUUUUGGAUUUCUUUCUUCUCGUCUCAAAAGAAAGUCAUUCAAAAAUAUGAGGUUUAAAAAAAAACGUAAUUAUGGCUUAAAAGAAAAGAAAUAGCAAGUUAUUUUCAUGCAAGAACCCGUACAAAGACACAGUCAUUCAGAUAAAUGUAUGAAGUGGGAAAAGCAACACAAUUCGAAGUGAAAGGAACAGACUUACUUUGACCGAGGACUUAAUUUUCCGAUCAACCGAUGACUUGGUAACAAAUUUGUUAUUCUAUUCGUAUAGAUAGAUAUAUGCAAUGAUAUAUAUUUAUACAUUAUAAAUAUUUAUAUAUGUAUAUCAACACAUUGGACGCUGCUCCCUAACAAUAAUUUGUUGUCGAAAGAUCCAAGAUAAAAGAAAAACUUCUUCUACCACCAGUGAUAAGUUAAAACGAUACAUAUAUAUAUUCUUUUACUGUUCCUUAAAAAAAUUUGCAACCAUGGUGACCAAGAGCAAAGAGGUUCUAACAAAUAUUCAACUUCGACGGUUAUUGGAACAUCAGUACAAGGCAGAAGGUUCGUCUCUUCUUGAACCGGUCAUGCAGAAAUUUUGGCGAUGGUUAGUUGAGCAAGUGCCCCGUUGGUGGGCUCCUAAUGCUAUUACGGCCACCGGUCUUGUUUUGAACAUUAUGACCACUCUGGUGAUGGUUUACUACAGUCCUGAUGCUAAACAUAAGGUCCCAUCCUGGGUAUACAUUAUUAAUGCACUGGGAGUUUUUAUAUACCAGUCUCUCGAUGCUAUUGAUGGUAAACAGGCACGGCGUACAUCAACUAGCACACCUCUUGGAGAAUUACUUGACCACGGAUGUGAUUCCUUAUCUACAGUGUUUGUGACAAUAGGGAUCUGCAUCGCCCUUGAGCUUGGUCACCACCUUAACUGGUUCUUCUUUAACUGCUUUGCCAUUAUGUUCCUUUUCUAUUCAGCACAUUGGCAGUCCUAUGUCUCAGGGACACUCAGGUUUGGAAUGAUAGAUGUUACCGAGGGUCAAUUAAUUGUCAUGGCUGUAUAUCUAUUUAACGCAUUUGUAGGAACAGAUUUCUGGCGAUUACAGGUACCUGGUUUAGGCACAAGUUUCCAGCUAAUUCCUGUUUAUUUUGGAAUAUUUGCUGCUGUUUUACAAUGCAUUCAAAAUUUCUCUGUGAUAAUCAUAAAAGGAGGUGUUGGCAAAAACCGGUCAACUGUUGCUGGCACAAGCACAAUAUUUCCCAUUUUGCCAAUUUCCAUAAUAAUGUGCCUGGCAUUUGUAAUAUAUCACAAAUCUCCUACACACAUAUACAUGAACCAUCCAUGCUUGUAUGUGAUCAGCUUUGGCAUGGCAUCAGCAAAAAUAACAAACAAACUAGUGAUUGCACAUAUGACGCGCAGUGAGAUGGAUUUGCUUGACUACACGUUGCUAGGGCCACUCUUUGUCUGCCUCAACCAAUAUUUUGACUGUAAACUAAAUGAAGUCUUCGUACUAUGGAUAUUUUGUAUUUACUGCACAUGUAACCUGUUAUAUUUUGCCAGACAAGUCUGCCUACAAAUCAGCAGAUAUCUAAACAUCUAUAUUUUCACCAUUACAAGAAAGCCAAACCAGGUGAAGGAAAAUACUAGAAACAACCGAACUCGUCAAAAUCAUUAGAGGCCUACUUCCAAGUCCAGCAACCCUGUUGUCACCACAACCCGUCUUUGGACUGGCACCAGGAGAAAUGUAAUCAUUGACAAUACUUCCUGAUAUGGCAACUAAUUUGUUGGAGUCUUUUUUUUUUUUUUUUUUUUUUUUUUUUUUAUUGUCUUUCAUUCUCUAACUUCGUGAACAGGAAAUGGUAUUAUUACAGAUAAGCACUAGUCUAUUAAUGGAAUGGACCAAGGGACUUUCAGUCUACACCAACCUUUCAAUACACUAAAUGCUGUAUAGUAUUGAAGUAACUUCAUGUUAUAAACUAGUGCCCAUCACAACAAACUAACACAAGUGAUGUUUUGAAAUUAAUCUGUAUUUUUACCAAAAUCCCCCCCUCCCCUUCCUCACCAUUUUGUUUUAUUUGCCUGUAUCUGGCCAAAAAGAUACUAUGUCUGGUUACAUAAUGUUUUUGUUAUCAUUAUUAUUAUUAUUAUUAUUAUUAUUAUUAUUAUUAUUAUUAUUAUUAUUAUUAUUAUUAUUAUCAUCAUCAUCAUCAUUAUCAUUUGUAUUGUAUUAAUUGAGUGAAUUUAUAUAUAAUUUUUUUUUUAAAAAUUUUAUUUUAAAAACUGAUUUUAGAUUUAGUCUCCAUAGCAAAUCCCCCCCACAUCCGUAUUUCUGAAUUGAAAGGAAAGACAAUUAGGAAAAAUCAAAUAAUAA